Molecule: messenger RNA, 1291 nt
Organism: Triticum urartu
Lineage: Eukaryota; Viridiplantae; Streptophyta; Magnoliopsida; Poales; Poaceae
Product: transcription factor MYB44
Biological process (GO): regulation of DNA-templated transcription
Cellular component (GO): nucleus
Molecular function (GO): DNA-binding transcription factor activity, RNA polymerase II-specific; RNA polymerase II cis-regulatory region sequence-specific DNA binding
Source: RefSeq, a predicted model, not a curated record
UUCCAAUCACCAUCGGACUCCAGACGUCCUAAUCACUAAUCAAUCGGGGAAGCACGCGCACCGCCACUACCACCGGAGUGUCUGCUCGUGAGGCCAAGGGGAGGGGAGGAGAGGAGAAGGUUUUUGGUUGUAGUGUGUGUGUUUCGCCGGCGAUGGGGGCGGAGGCGGAGUGCGACAGGAUAAAGGGUCCGUGGAGCCCCGAGGAGGACGAGGCGCUGCGGCGGCUGGUGGAGCGGCACGGGGCGCGGAACUGGACCGCGAUCGGGAGGGGGAUCCCCGGGCGGUCGGGCAAGUCGUGCCGCCUGCGGUGGUGCAACCAGCUCUCGCCGCAGGUGGAGCGCCGCCCCUUCACGGCGGAGGAGGACGCCGCCAUCCUGCGUGCGCACGCGCGGCUCGGCAACCGCUGGGCUGCCAUCGCGCGGCUCCUGCCCGGCCGCACCGACAACGCUGUGAAGAACCACUGGAACUCCUCGCUCAAGCGCAAGCUCGCCACCGCCACCGGCGGCGGCGCGGCGUGGGAGGACGCCAGCGACUCCGGCGACUCCCCGCGGCCGUGCAAGCGCGCGAGCCCGGGGCCAGAGAGCCCCACCGGAUCGGACCGCAGCGAGCUCAGCCACGGGAGCGGGCAGGUGUUCCGGCCCGUCCCGCGCCCCGGCGGGUUCGACGCCAUCAGCGCGGACGUGAGGCCGCCUCCACCGCGCCAGGACGAGGAUCCGAUCACCUCUCUCUCGCUCUCGCUCCCCGGACUAGAGCACGGGUUCCACCACGACAGCGCCCGGAGCCACUUCCAGGAGCUCUCGCCAUCGCCACGCUCGCCUUCUCCUCCACCGGCGCCGGCGCCCCAGCCGUCGUCCUCGUACCCGUUCAGCGGCGAUCUGGUGGCGGCCAUGCAGGAGAUGAUCCGCGCGGAGGUGUGCAAGUACAUGUCCGGUGUGGGGCUCCCCGCCGGGUGCGGCGCCGGCGCCGUGGGCGAGGCGUGCAUCCCGCAGCUCGUCGAGGGCGUGAUGCGCGCCGCCGCGGAGCGGGUCGGCGUCAUGACCCGCCAGUAAUAAAAAUAAAAACGCCAGUAGUAAAACCAUCGGCCGUCCGCCGAUGCAAGUGCAAAGAAGUCGCACCGCCGCUAGAUCUUGUGAAGUGUAGCGCUGAGCUGUAGUCGCUUUCUUUUCUGCUUCGUUCUGUUUGCGUUCCUGCUUUGGAGUCUGUUUAUUCUUCGGCCUGCUCUGAAACAGAGCGGCUGCGAAGUCGGCAAGGGGGAAAAGGAAAGAAAGAGAACGAAAAAAUGUGUUAAUUA